Odontomachus brunneus is the source of this 7384-nucleotide messenger RNA. It is a transcript of the gene Cad87A, whose product is annotated as cadherin-87A. NCBI's taxonomy places the organism in Eukaryota, Metazoa, Arthropoda, Insecta, Hymenoptera, Formicidae. Gene Ontology annotation, biological process: homophilic cell-cell adhesion. Gene Ontology annotation, cellular component: plasma membrane; cell-cell junction. The record is from RefSeq and is a predicted model, not a curated record. The transcript is spliced from 25 exons. Bases 419 to 5536 code for a protein of 1705 amino acids. Gene Ontology annotation, molecular function: calcium ion binding.
GGGUAACAACGUGAACGAGCCACCCAUCCUGGAUGCCUCCGGAUACCCGUCGGGCUUGCCGCUCUCGGAAUCGACCAAGGUCGGGACGGAAGUGUUCGUCCUGAAGGGCCACGAUCCCGAAGGAUCGCCCGUGAAAUAUGGCAUACAACUCACGGACCAUUUCGUCGUCAACCCGCGCACCGGUGUCAUCACUCUGGCGAAGCCGCUCAAUCGCGAGGAGAACGACACGAUACGCUUCCGGGUGACUCUGGAGGACGAGGUGCCCGCGGGACAGCAGCCCAACAUCGUCGGCGUGGACGCAUAUGUGAUCGUGCUGGACGAGAACGACAAUCCGCCUCACUUCCUCGGGGUGCCGUACGAGGCUGUGGCGGAAGAGGACACCCCGGUCGGCUCCACUAUACUGCCUGGUAUUAGAGUCAUGGACCCUGACCUAUUGGGCGACAUCAUAGAUCUAACGUGUGUCCCGCAGCCACAGUUCCUGGAUGCCUGCGAGAAGUUCGGCAUCAAAACAGUCGAGAGGAGCCAGAAUACAUACGUGGGCGCCCUGGUGCUCAAGCAGCCCCUCGACUAUCGGGAGAGGCCUUUCUACCAGUUGCUGCUGCGAGCAAGCGACGGCCUGAACAAUGGAACUACUGGCGUGGAGAUCAAAGUGGCGGACAUUCAGAACAGUCCGCCGGAAUUCCUGGAUUCGCUAACAGGUGUAGUCCGCGAGGACGACCCCAUUGGGACCCUCGUGAUGACCGUGAAGGCCCGAGACGGCGAUAGAGGCAUGCCACGAAAGAUGAUCUACGAAUUGGUCACCAACCCGUUCGAUUAUUUUUUGCUGGAUGACGAUACGGGCGAGCUGAGGACGGCAAAGCCAUUGGACAGGGAGGCACUAGAGAACUCGACGGGCGUACUCACGCUAAUUGUGAAAGCCCGCGAGUUGAUCGACGGUAUACCCGGCAACGAUAAACUGACGGUAUCGACGGCCGAAGCCACCGUCACGAUUAAGGACGUCAAUGACGAGCCACCCACGUUCAAUCGGCGCGAGUAUAACAUCGAGAUCCCAGAAAACGUGCCGGACGGCACGCCAUUACCGCAUCUAGACAUGACGGUUAAAGAUCCGGAUGUGGGCUUAAACUCCGUAUUCUCCCUACGACUAGAAGAUAUAACGGGUGCGUUCACAGUGGAACCGGUGCUGGCAACCGGAAGCACAUCUGUGAACAUUCGCGUUACGAAUGGCUCGCUCGACUACGAAAACCCUAAUCAACGGAAAUUUAUUAUCCUGGUCGUUGCCGAGGAAGUUCACACGAGCCCAAAGCUGUCAUCCACGGCGACAGUAACUAUCGCUAUUACGGAUGCAAACGACAACGCGCCUUCCUUUGGGAGCCCCACGUAUACGUCCACAGUGUCCGAGACGGCACCGCCGGGCAGCCCAAUUAUAACGAUCAUGGCCAGAGAUCGCGAUAGCGGACGCUUCGGCACCGCCGGCAUAGUCUAUCAAUUACUCGGCCAGGGCGCGGAACAUUUCGCGAUCGACAGGAAAACUGGCGCCAUCACCGUUGCGCCGUGCCCGACGCCCGGUAUGUCACCGUGUCUGGAUUACGAACAGCAGACAGAAUACUUCCUCACUUAUAAGGCGACAGACGACAACGGGGAAGGGCAAACGACGAGCGUUUCAUUGCGCAUCACCGUGACGGACGCGAACGACAGUCCACCUCGUUUCCUGCAAGACAGGUAUCGUGCAGUGGUGGACGAGGGUGCCGAAAAAUUCGAGCCCGAGCUGAAGGUACAAGCACGCGACAAGGACAAAACGUCCAAGAUCACGUAUGCUCUAGUGGGCGGCAACGAACUAGGACUGUUCGCUAUUGAUCCGGAUACUGGCGAGAUCACCAUCAAGAACGGGAGUCCAGUCGACAUGACCAACGCCACUCAUGAUUGGAUUGCCUUAACGAUACAAGCGAGCGAUGGCAUAUUCGUAGAUUCCGCGCUCGUCAAUAUCACCGUUCGUGACGUUAACAACAACGCGCCCGUGUUCCCGCAUGACAUAUACACAGCGAGCAUCCCGGAAAUAUCGCCAAUAGGAACUGUUGUGGAAGAAGUAACCGCGACAGACGCCGACAGUGGAGUGAAUGCAGAGCUGGUGUACAGAAUACAGAAGGGUGCUUUCGACAACUUCGCCAUCAAUGAGACUACUGGUGUUGUCACUGUGUCCAGAAAGUUGGAUUACGACGAAAAGAAUACAUAUCACGUAGAAGUAAUAGCAUUUGACAAAGGGACGCCGAGUCUAACCGGAACAACGACACUGAUGAUCGAAGUGGAAAACAGCAACGAUAAGGCCCCAUAUUUUACGCCCGAGACACAACGAGCCGAAGUUACAGAGGACACGCCGAUCGGCACGGUUUUCGCGACAUUAAAAGCCACCGAUCCGGACAGCACGAACCUUGAGGCUUUGAACUUUGCCAUUUCCGAGCCAAUCACAGCUAUUGACAGAAACGGCCAACGAGUCAACGACAGCAAAUCUUUUAAAGACUUCUUCGCGGUUGAUCGCGCUACCGGACAAGUUUCCGUCGUUCGGGCACUUGAUCGGGAUAUAGCAGCUACAGUGAGCGUCACGGUCGUUGUCAGCGACACCACUGCACCCACGUUGCAACAAGGACGAGGCAAACUAGUAGUCACUAUUAUUGACGUGAACCAUAUGGCGCCGGAAUUCUUGAAGCCGUGGACUCGAGAGAAUCCCCGGUAUCUCAUAGAAAUGCAAGAGGAACAACCCACGGGCGCUAUAGUUGGCGCCUUCACGGCGACGGACGCUGAUAGCAACAUAGCGGGAUACGCCAUCGAUCCGCCGAGUCCUUACUUCAAUAUUGAUAAUAUUACCGGAAUCGUGAGAACCAGCCAAGUGAUCGAUUACGAGGAGACGAAGCAACUAGAAUUCACGGUGAUCGCUUACGAUUCCGGAGUGCCUCAGCUUUCCGCGACCGCGAAAGUCACCGUUACCGUGAUAAACGUGAACGACCAGGAUCCGAAGUUUGAGAAGGAGCAGUACAACGCGUCGAUAAAGGAGAAUUCUCCGCCCGGCACUCGUGUUAUCAUCGUAAAAGCCACGGAUGACGACGAGGGGUCGUUUGGCGACGUCAGUUACAAUCUAAUCGGCGAGCAUGCUGCCGAUUUUAAUAUUGGACAUGAAACCGGGGAGAUCACCGUGGGCAGCGCCACGGUCCUCGACAGAGAGAUGACGCCGGAAAUCACAAUAAUGGUGAUGGCCAGCGACGGCGCCCACGUCAAUGUCCGACGUAGCACCACCGUGCCCGUGGUUGUCAAAUUAAUUGACGUGAACGAUAACAGACCGAUAUUCUCGCAACACAGUUACAGAGCAUCGGUCGCGGAAAAUCUGUCCGUUAACCCGCCAGCACCCAUUUUGCAGGUACGAGCCGUGGAUCAAGAUGAAGGAGUCAACGGCGAGGUCUGGUACACGAUCAUCAACGGGAACGAGAACGAGUCGUUUUCGUUGAACCGCGAAACGGGAAUUCUCUACCCCGCAGCCGCCCUCCUCGGCAGAGCCGGUUCUUACAGAAUCGAGGUGGAAGCGCGCGACGGCGCCGGAAAUGGGCCACACUCGGACAGGUGUUACGUCGACGUAAGAGUCACGCCCGUGAAUCAACACAAGCCGCAAUUCAUAAUGCCGGAAUUAACGAACGCAACUGUUGAAGUGCCGGAGAACGCAGGUGUCCCGAAUUAUCUAAUAUUGACUGUGAAAGCGAUCGAUAGAGAUCCCGGCGAGAAUGGUCGCGUUAGCUAUCACUUGAAGGUCGGCAACAGGAACGUUCAAGAAACCGAGGAAUUCAAUAUAGAUCAGGAGACUGGUGAACUUCGGUCAAAAAUCAUCCUCGAUCGCGAGAUCAAAAGCAAGUUCGAGCUCGUUCUGGUGGCAACCGAUCAUGGCAGUCCUACGGCAUAUGAGACUCUUCGUCUAUUAACUGUUCAGUUAGUUGAUACGAACGACAAUGUGCCGCAGUUUUUCGAGGAAUACAAUUUUCACGUUUCGGAGAAUCGUCCGAAGGAUUAUUUUAUCGGCAAAGUAACGGCGGAGGACAAGGAUGAAGGCAGACAUGCCAAAAUUUAUUAUUAUAUAGAAGCUGGGAACGAAGGGUACGCGUUUUACAUGGACAAGUCCGACGGCAGCAUUUACGCGAACAAAACGUUCGAUCGCGAAACGAGAGAUAAGUACGUUCUCUCCAUUCUUGCGUCCAACGAUCCUGAUCUCUACGUCAACCCUACACAAUCCGGCCGACCGUUGACACGCAAUCCUGAGCACGGGCACGCGAACGUGACGAUUGUCGUGCUGGACGAGAACGACAAUCCGCCGAUUUUCGAACGCAACGACUAUUACGCCGGUGUGAACUCCAUGGCGAACAUAAACGAUUUCGUGACCAAAGUGACCGCGUCCGACCUGGACAUCGGCGACAACGGCACCCUGCAUUACUACGUCGCCGGUGCGAAUCUCUACAAGUACGAAUCGGAUAAACCGAGCGGUUCAAUAGUGCCGAGCCCGUUCAAUGUCACGCAAGACGGGAAACUCGUUACAAGCGGAUAUAUGGCGGAAUACAAUCAGGACAGAUUCAUCGUCGAAGUGAUCGCCAAAGAGACAGCUAUUCCGGAAAGAUACGCGAUGGCUAGAGUUCAUGUGUGGGUGUUCGAGCCGUCUCAGUUAAUACGAGUCAUAUUGUCUCGACCUCCGGAGGAGGUGAAUAGCGAACGCGAUGAGAUCGUCUCGGAAUUGUCCAAUGCUACACAAAGCAGGGUUGUGGUAGACGACAUCAGAUAUCACGUUGACGCUUCUGGACACAUACGCAGAGAAUGGUGUGAUAUGUACUUGCACGUUGUCGAGCCGAAAACUCAAACCAUCGCGCCCAUUCCUCAGGUGCUCAAAGUUAUCGACGCGAAAUACGAUUUCUUGAAACACUACUACGCUGGAUUUGCCAUAGAGAAUGUUGUGCCUGCGUAUGCUGGAGUUCAAGAGGAACCGUUUGACCCUGCGCUUGCUGCCCUAAUAGCUCUUUUAGUCGUUUUGCUCGUGGGAGCGGUCACCGUUACAGUAGUUUGUUGUUGCUUACGUCACUGGGUGAUUACUGUACCGAAUGAUAUACGUAAGAAGGACGGCCUAAUCAAGAAACAGAUCAUCGACGAGUUGAAUACAACGGAGAACCCUUUGUGGAUCGAGCAGAAAUUGAAGCUCUACGAGGAACAAGAAUUGACGAUGCAAGUGUUCAGCGAGCCUGACAGCGGUCUUGGCGACGAAAGACGCGGCAGUGGCGUGAGCGUCGGCAUGGGGGACACGUCUCAGGACAACACGUAUGCCACGAUACAGCAUCCAUUGCCUGCGAACAGGCAUCGUCCGACCACGCCAGACUACACGACGCUUCCUGGAAAUCAUAAUUUAUACGAAUCGGCAAUGGGUUUCCAAGGAUCAACGUUCCAGCCUUCACCGAACGUAAUGCCGCAGCUCACGCUCGACCGCGAUGGCCAACCCCAAUUCGUCUCGGGGCUAGUAUAAAUCGACUACUCUCCGAUACACCGAGCACACCUUCAGGCUGCCCCUCUACCCUCUUUCUAUCUCUAAACAAUCACUCCGUCGCCGUACGUUGUACCUCUUUGUCCGCGGCUCUUUUCUAUUGCACGCGCGCGCGCGCGAAGCGAACAGGCGACUCGCAUGCAUACACCUCAUUGACAAUAACCGGGUUAAUAUGGUCGGGUUUGUCUUGCGAGUAGACGCGUGUACGAGAAGAGCAACACACACACACACACACACAUGACAUUUUACCCGAUGACUCGCCGCCCCUACGUGUGCGUGUUGUGCGUGUGACUCCUUGUCCUUUCACAGUUCGAACUCUUCUAAAGCCGAGAGAGCUUGUGCGCGAAAGACUCAAGAUGAAGAGUGACGACGAACGACAGUCAAUAUUAAUAUGGAGUAAUUAAAUCCCUGUAGCUGGUGUUUGCAUGUAUAUAUGUGUACGUUGCCAACCUGGGGUCCCCGUCUGUCUGACUUUGUUGUUGGAUCUACUUUUUAGGAGAAUCAAAAAAAGAAAACAAAGAAAAAGAGAGAGAAAAAGAAAGAAUAUACGCGCUAGAUAAAAAAAAAUAGGCACUGUGAGAUAGCUCGACAUGACCGAAGCUUGGCACGACAGAUAUAUGUAUAUAAGUGAAUGUGUAGAUUCCGUCCAGCCCAGUUUACGUAUUGUUACUAUUAUAUUUCUUCGUUAGAGUCUAGUAUUUUUUACAUGUAUUAUUGUAUAUGCGUUUUCUCUCCUCCUCCGAGGUACGUUGUAAACACUCGUUUCGACGUUUGUGUGCGAGCGCACCUUAUACGACGACCACAUUCCACGACGACUACUGCCAACGUUUCGGUAUCCAUGUUGCGAUAUUCGGCGAACGAAUGAUCGAGCCAUUGCCGCACAACGGAACAUCCGACAUACCAGAAGAUUAAUAAGUAUAAUUAUUCUAAGUUAUAUACCGCGUAUGUCUCGCUAGAGUAUAUAUAUUUAUGUUUAAGGUAGAGUUCGUGAACGACUGAUAUCCUCUCUUCCCGAUUAAACUGUGAUUUGAUUGCGCCCGAGGCACUGAGUGCAACGAUUCGUUAACUCGUAAUAUUUUUUGCACGAGUCUCACUGGCGGUGGGCGGACAUAGUCAUAUCAUAGUUAGAUGAAACAAUGACAUUCGUAGCGAAUUCCAUCGUCACACGGUGAAACGAUCUUAGGGUUUGUCUUUUUAUCGCUGAGCCGGUAUACGCUCACGGAACUUGAAAAGAAACAGAUCCAGACAACAUAAUGUCUAAAAUCGGGACAUAAGACGUCUUAAAGAUCAUUUUUAAGAUGUCUUUCAGACGAUUUACAUAUAAAUAUCUUUAAGGCGUCUUAAAGAUUAUCUUUAAGACAUCUUAUGUUCUGAUUUUAGACAUGUUGUCUGGGAGAUAAACAGUUAAGAUUUGGUGGAAGAAAGAGGGAAGUCACGGUGCGGGUCAGCGCGGUCAGUUCAGCAAUAGAGAACGAACCUCAUGCCUUCAACGUGAGAAUUCAACGUGUCAGCAUUAAACGCGUCCUACAACGCCUCAUUCAAACCGUCCUCGACUAAGAACUGAGAUUGUGACCUUCGAGAAUUCUCUGCGAACGAACUUGUCGUUAAAGAAUGUAUCGCAACUACUCGAAAUAACAGUAACUUAAACUUACGAUAUCAAGUUAUUUCUAAGAACAUUUAAUGUAAAACCAUUAUCGGUAUCAUCAUGAUAUUACUAGAUGGUUAUGAAUAUACCAGUUAGCGCAAAAGUCUCUCUGUUUAUUAAUUACAAAUUUAUUGUAAUAUUGUAACAUAUUUUAUGUAAGUCAUUAAUAAAAAAUAUUCGUAUAC